ACAUACAGAUACACACGAAGUGCGACGGGACCAGAGUGAUUACAGUGAAAUGAGACUAAGGGACUCAAUGCUUCUGUGCACAUCAUUCUCCCGAGGAUUCUGUGGUGUAUAUAAUUUUCCCUGUAAAAUAUUUUCGCCUGAAACAGAGAGACGAUGCCGUGAAAUCUUAAGUCACACUGUGCUCCCUCCAGUGGCAUCAGCAGGAGUUCUUGUGACACUGUGUACUUUCAAAGGAGCUCCAUCAUUCCUUUACACAUUGCGUUCCCCUCAGCUCAGGGGAAGACACAAGGGUGACGUAAGUUUUCCAGGUGGAAAGCGUGAUUCCUCAGACAGGGAUAUCAUACAUACAGCAACAAGAGAAGCAGAAGAGGAACUGGGAAUAUCACUUAAGGACAAUGCAGUAUGGGGAGCCCUGAAGCCAAUCACUGACUGGACUGGGAUGGUCAUAGUUCCAGUUAUGGCAAAUAUAGGAGCCCUGGAAGACCUGGCACUAAAUCCCAACCGAGAUGAGGUUGAGUCUCUACUUACACUUUCACUUUCUGUUGCCUGCUUGGAUGCUUCCAGAGGGUAUACUUAUUUCCGUCAACAGGGUCACUAUUCUUAUACUCUUCCAGUCUUCAGACUUACAAAGGGUUACAAAGUCUGGGGGCUCACAGCCAUGAUGACAGACUCUGCACUCUCUCUGCUGUUUCCCCAUUUAUACCGUAGUUUUCUGUGUGUUUCUCACAAAAACUCAUAGGACAGCGGCAAAUCAUUUAAAUAAAAAAAAAAAA
Xenopus tropicalis (tropical clawed frog) is the source of this 773-nucleotide messenger RNA. It is a transcript of the gene nudt8, whose product is annotated as nudix hydrolase 8. The coding region runs from base 50 to 739 and encodes 229 amino acids. Gene Ontology annotation, molecular function: metal ion binding; hydrolase activity; coenzyme A diphosphatase activity. The transcript has 5 exons. Lineage: Eukaryota; Metazoa; Chordata; Amphibia; Anura; Pipidae. The record is from RefSeq and is a predicted model, not a curated record.